Ectocarpus sp. CCAP 1310/34 is the source of this 1805-nucleotide messenger RNA. The record is from the annotation of a GenBank genome assembly. Lineage: Eukaryota; Phaeophyceae; Ectocarpales; Ectocarpaceae.
AUGCUCUCGCUUUUGGUGAGCCUCCUGGUGACGAUCCCGCUGUGCUACGCCCCCGCCGCCUUCGUCACCUUCCUCGUCAGGGAGAGGGCCUGCAAGAGCAAGCGGGUGCAGCUCGUUUCGGGGGCGAGCCCUUUGGCGUACUGGGCGUCGACCUAUCUGUGGGACGCGCUUCUGUUCUUCGUGCUGACCGUGUUGGUGAUGCUCACCUUCGCCGCUUACGGCAAAGACGCCUCCAAGGUGUUCAUGAUGCGCUGGGACGCCCUCCUCGGCACAUGGGGGCUCCUGGUAUCGUACGGCCUCUCCUCCCUGCCGCUGUCCUACCUCUACUCGUUCGCGUUCGACGGGCCCUCGGCGGCGCAGAUCUCAAUCGCCGGGGUUAACUUUCUGUCCGGCUUUGGCUUCGUGGUGGCUUACGCGGUGCUGUCGACCCUGAAGAGAACCGUCAAGUUCGCGGCGAAGGCGCAGCAUAUCUUCCGACUCUUCCCGCCGUACCUCCUUGGGGACGGUCUAAUCCGGGUGUCGUCUGAGUUCUACGUGCGAGAAGUGAUGGGUAUGGAUCGUGAGGGGGGUGUCCUCGCGUGGGACGUGGCGGGAAGAGGGAUUUGCUACAUGUGCUUGGAGGCGUUGGCCUACCUGGGCUUGGUGCUCGUGGUGGAGUACAGCCCCGCCGCAGGAGUAAGGGCCUACGCGGACCGCCGGAGGCUGUGGCUAGGGGGGUGGUCGGACCGCGACUUGAUCGAAAUGCUCCGCGCCUCGAGGGGACCUGGCGAGGACAAAGACGUCAAGAAGGAGAGGGAUAAGGUCUGCAGGGCCAUGGCCAGGGCAUCGGGGAGCGAGGUGGUGGGGGGCGAGCAGCAGGAUGAGGAUGAGGAGGAGGUGGACACGGUGCUCAUAAGCGACCUCACGAAGGUGGGAAGCGAUGUUUGCAUCAACGGUGCCGGCAAGUCGACGACGCUGCAGAUCCUGACGAGAGACCUGCAAGCGACGGCCGGGAAGCUCACCGUGAAGGGAAAGCCCAUCACCUCGAGCGCGGUUUGCCGGCUUGUCGGCUACUGCCCCCAGACAGACCCCCUUCUUCCUCUCAUGACCGUGCACGAGACCCUUCUGUUCUACGGCGGUCUGAAGGGGAUCGGGUCCGAGGGGGCUCGCGCGAUGAUGGAUGACGGCGAAGGCGAAAGCGCGCUCUACGAAGCGGCGGCGGCGGCGAUGUCCGCCGUGAGCCUGGGCCCCACGGAGAACCAAACAGCGGGGACACUGAGCGGCGGCAACAAGCGAAAGCUGUCGCUGGCGGUGGCGCUGAUUGGCGGACCGCCCGUGCUGCUGUUGGAUGAGCCGUCGUCUGGGAUGGAUCCCGGGGCAAGAAGGUCAAUGUGGGAGGUGAUUUCUUCUCUGUCGGCGUCUCGCAGCGUCAUACUGACGACCCACAGCAUGGAGGAGUGCGAGGCAGUGUGCGACAGGCUUGGCAUCAUGGUCGGCGGGAGGCUGCGCUGCAUCGGCACUUCUCAGCAUCUCAAGGGGCGGUUCGGGGGUGGCUACUCUAUCGAGGUGGGUGUUGAAUAUAAUAGCAAGCCUUUGAUUUUGCACGCGUGGCAAACUUAACUUUCACCCGCUCCAUCGUAUCGGGUGACAAACAGCGACAGCAACAAUAACAGCCACGGCGGCAGCAACAGCAACAUCCUUCACCUCUUCCACGAUGAACAUUUUUGAAGUCCAGGUGGCAAGCUCAGGUUUAAGGACAGAACGAAACAAGACGCCCGGUGCUUGUGUAUUGCAGACCCACGACUCGUUCUCCCCCAACCCUGACC